Molecule: messenger RNA, 1607 nt
Organism: Dendroctonus ponderosae (mountain pine beetle)
Lineage: Eukaryota; Metazoa; Arthropoda; Insecta; Coleoptera; Curculionidae
Product: venom serine carboxypeptidase
Exons: 3
Coding region: 196-1569 (457 amino acids)
Biological process (GO): proteolysis
Molecular function (GO): serine-type carboxypeptidase activity
Source: RefSeq, a predicted model, not a curated record
AUUAUUUAUCCACUUCAUUUGAUGAUUGUCUUAGAAACAAUAAGUGGUAGGCAAUAGUUUAAUCAGAUAAAAAGACCACUUAUUUCACUUGACGCAGAUCCGACUUUCCAGUACUACCAAGUUUUGAGCCAGCAAGAUCCUCACAGUUGCGAAGCGACCAACAUUUGAGUAAUCGGGUUCAGCAGCAAAUAAAAAAUGGAAAAACUGACUCUCCUACUCUUGCUGGCAUCCAUAGCCUUGGCAUCAGCGAAAUUUCCGUUCUACAGUACCAAGCCCUUCAUCCAUAAACCCGCGGAAGACUUAGGCGAACCGCUGCUGCUAACACCCUUCAUCCAAUCGUCACAACUGGAAGAAGUGCGCGAAGCCGCCGAAGUCGACCCAGACAAAUUCCUAGGCGUAAGAAGCUACUCGGGAUAUUUCACUGUUGAUGAACCGAACAAUGGAAACCUGUUUUUCUGGUUUUUCCCAUCGGCUAGCAACUACGAAGAAGAUCCAGUGCUUCUCUGGCUGCAAGGCGGUCCAGGAGCGUCCAGUUUAUAUGGGCUGUUUACGGAAAAUGGGCCUUUCGUGGUGGAAGACGGCGAAUUGGGGCUUCGCAACUACUCCUGGCAUAAAAACUUUUCGCUUUUGUAUAUCGAUCAACCCUUGGGAGUGGGUUACAGUUUUACCGAUGGGCCGCUGGUCAGUGACCAGACUCAAGUUGGAGAACACUUGUAUAGUGCCUUAACGCAAUUCUUCACCGUGUUUUCCGAGUUGAGAGACAACGAGUUCUUCAUAUCGGGUGAAUCUUAUGCAGGCAAGUACGUGCCUGCUAUUGGUCACACGAUUCUUCAAAACAACGAUCGAGCUGACGUGAGAAUCAACCUGCAAGGCAUUUUGAUUGGAAACGGCCUAUCGGACCCGAAGAAUCAGUUCAAUUAUGGCGACUUGUUGUACCAGUUGGGGUUGAUUGAUUUGGCUACAUUGGAAGAAGCGCACACACUCGAGAGCUCCAUUCAAGAGUUCAUUGAGGAAGAAGACUACGAGUCGGCCACUUUUAUAUGGAACAACAUGCUCCAGUCCCUGUUCUAUGACCCUACAGGGUUGAUGGAUAUCUACAACUUCGUGCAAGAUGAAGACAACAGUCCGAGCGACUGGGAGGAGUUCAUUGUGCAGAACGAAAUCAGGCAGGCGCUUCACGUUGGCAGUCAAGAGUACCUAUCAGAAAGCUAUGAAGUCUACUACUCCCUCUAUGAAGACAUCACGAAAAGCGUCACUGACUGGGUCAUUGAGCUGCUAAGUCACUAUCGAGUGCUGCUCUACAACGGACAAUUGGACAUCAUUGUUGGAUACGUACUGACCGAGAACUAUGUUCAAAAGUUGCAGUACAGCGCGGCCGAGGAGUAUGCAACUGCCCAAAGAGAAGUGUGGAAAGUUGGGGACCAAAUCGCCGGUUACGCCAAAACAGCCGGAAAUUUAACCGAAGUUUUAGUUAGAAAUGCUGGCCACAUGGUUCCAAUGGACCAGCCAGAGUUCGCCUACGAUCUACUCAUGAAGUUCACCAAGAACAAGCCAAUUGCUGGACAAUGAUUGAUUAAAUUGUGAAUAAAACAGCACUUUUAAACGAA